GUCCCUUUUGUUGUGUCGGCACAAAUAAAAAUCGGAUGAAUGUGAGCCAGGACCGCCACCACCACCACCUCCACCUUACUGCAAGCAUCUCAUACCCAGCCUGUUUGCCAGAGCUGGAUCCCAGUGUAGAGCUGAUUGUGCAGCAGGCGAUCAGUGGGCUAUCGGGGGUCUGCAAAGGCUCCGUGGCUUCAAAAAGAAGAAGAGGAGGGAGGAAAAAGGAGGAGGGGCUGUGGUGAGCUGGUGGGCUUCCUCUGCCUCACAGACACAUUUUAUUGACUUGCUAAUUGGAUGAGGCACUCGGAGGAGAGGAUGCAGUGACCGAGAGGAGCUGCUCUCCAGAGGAGGGAUACAGGCAGAGUGAAGCGUUGCUUGGGUUGUCUAAAUCCAGCCACUUCAUCUCUUCCUCUUUUUUUCCUUUUUUUUUUUUUGGAAAAGAAAAUCCAGAGACAUAACAACAGAUGUUUUUCAUCAUCUCCCAGUGACCCUCACACCGUGCUUUAAUUUUAUUCAUGACAUUGUCGAAUGGAAGCUCGAGGUGCCAGACGCUCCACGACAAAUGGAGCUCUUUUCCUGUCAGCCGUGUGUGAUGUGUCACUUGAUGUGAACGGCGAUCUGAUGGCAAGAUAAAUCCCCCAUCUAACGACAUGUACGCGGAGCAGUGCGAUGGAUUUUCUUCAGGAAUAAUGAAGUCGUCCCCUGGUUGCUAUGACUGAGGUGUGUAGGUCUGGUGAGGUCUGAGAGCAGGUGCCACUGUGCCCAGGUCUGCUGUGCCCAAUGGACAAAGCCGGCAACCCACAGAAACGCACCACCUACCUCAUUUCCCUCACUCUGGUGAAGGUUGAGGCUGUGCCAGAGGAUGAAGCAGGGAACCAGAGGGAGGCUGUUCCACAGGGGGAAGGGAGCCCUAAGAAGGAGGAGGAGGAGGAGGAGGAGGACGAUGUGAGCUAUGGCCCUGAAAAGGAGGAAGGACUUGUGUGUGAGAACGUGGUGGGAAAGGGAAACACACAGGUGGAAGAAGAAGAAGAAGAAGAAGAAGUAGAAGAAGAAGAAGCAGAAGCAGAGGAGGUGCAGGUUAAGUAUGGCACCCCCACUGAGAGCAGAGGCAAACCUGACAAGUGGGACACUCAUGGACCCCAGAGAGACAUUCCUGGUAAAAGCAAAAACACUUCACUUGUUCACCAGGCACCUGUCAGGCAAAUGAUCAAAGUGUAUGGAGGAACUACCUCUGAGGUAUACGUGCGCAGAGAGGGACCUCGCUCAGAGGCUCUGCGCCCCAAGACGGAGCUCUACCGUGAACCCCCUGUGCUCUUCUUAAAGGGUGAAAAUGGAGCAGACUUGAACAGUCGCUCACGCUGCAGCCUCCCUUUCUCCAUCCCGCCACAGGUCAGCCAGCGUCCAGAGGUGCUGAUGAGGUCCCAUGUAGGAGGUAACUCUGCAGGCUGGAGGGACCUCAGAGAUGCCAAUACCAGUUUGUAUCACUCUGCCAAGACCUUGGACCGUAGAGACAACCGGGACCAUUCCACAUUAAUGGCAGCUACAACUCUGGGGCCUUACAGGGCGUCGUGGGCUGACAGCGACGGCAGGGGCACGCUCAUCCGCCCCGGACCUUCCAUCAGUGGAGGAUUUUCAGGCGUAAUGACGCGGGACAGUCCACAGGGUGAGAGAUAUAAGGCCGUUUCUGUUUCCCUGCCCACACCUCCUGUGACUGAUGUGUCCAGACCUCCAAGAAAAGGAACGAGUCGUACUCUGGACAACAGCGACCUCCAUUCCCUCUCUGAUGACCCGAGGAAGGGGAAGGAGGGUCAGGGAGGAACGGUCCAGCGAGCGCCUCGAGACCGCAAGAUGCUCAAGUUCAUCAGUGGGAUUUUUACCAAAACUACACCUGUGCCACCCUCCGUCAACGUGCCACCUCCCCUCUAUCCAGCUGUGGAGAGAGGCUCAAGUGAAGAGGAAGGUGCAUUCACCAGCAGUCAGGAAUGGACCAUGAGCCAAAUUGUGCAAGAGCUUCACUUGGGGGUUUUGGGAGGUCUGUGCAGUGGGAAGUCAGCUCUGGUCCACAGACACCUGACAGGAAGUUACCUGCCUCUGGAAACCGCUGAGGGACGGCAGUGCUUUAAGGACGUCCUCGUUGAUGGACAGAGUCACCUUUUGAUAAUCAGAGAGGAGACAGAACUGCCAGAUGCUCAGUUUGCAGGUUGGGUGGAUGCAGUUAUCCUCGUUUUCAGUCUGGAAAAUGAGGCCAGCUUUCAGGAAGUUUACAAAUUCUACCACCAGCUUGCAGUCCACCGACCUAUCGCUGAGAUACCUUUCGUAGUAGUUGGCACUCAGGAUAAGAUCAGCAGCACCAAUCCCAGAGUGAUCGACGAUGCCAGGGCCAGACAGCUGUGCUCAGACGUGCGGCGCUGCACUUAUUAUGAGACCUGCGCGACAUACGGCCUCAACGUGAACCGAGUCUUCAAUGAUGCUGCUCAGAAGAUCAUGGCAGCCAAGAAGCAAGCUGCUCUGCUGGCCUCCUGUAAAUCUCUCCCCAACUCGCCCAGUCAUUCUGGAGGCUCCACCCCAGUGUCGGGCAUCUUUCCAGGACAGGCCAGUAAUGGUGGUCAGAGCAGUGACUACUCCUCAUCACUUCCCUCCACUCCUGUCAUCAGUCAUAAGGAGAUUGGCAGGACAGCGAGGGGAGAGAAACAGGACAGUGCCACGCCGGGGUCAGUCCGCAGCGCCACCCGGAGACGCACCCCUCGAUUCUCGGGCCGGAGAGGCAGCGACUCAAACAGAAAAAGUGCAGACUACAAGGGAGAUCUGGGCAUCGGACGCUCCAUUCCCAUCAAACAGGGCAUCUUGCUGAAGCGCAGCGGGAGCUCGCUCAACAAGGAGUGGAAGAAGAAGUAUGUCACGCUGUCCAACGAUGGCAUACUGUCCUAUCACUCCAGUGUCAACGACUACAUGCUCAACACCCCGGGGAAAGAGAUGGACCUGCUGCGAGUGACUGUGAAGGUGCCUGGAAAGCGGCCGCCUCGGGCUGUUCCCGCCUGUGGUCCUCCAGCCGGGCUCAACGGUCGGGUCAAAGACGUGCCGGGACCUGAGGGUGUCAGUCCAGUGCCUGUAAGUGCCAGUGGCCUCCUACAGGUGGAGGAGAUGGAGGGGCUGGGGGGCGCACUCUUCCUGAGGACUAACAGAGGCGUGCAGCGGUGCCCCUCUACUUUAUCUAACCACGCGCAAACUGUUGACUCUGCAGUUGAAGGAGUCUCCAGCUCCUCCUCCACCAAAGAUGUAGGCUGUGCCUCACCAGUGACCGACAGGAAGAAGCAUCGCAGGAAGAAGAGCAUGAACCAGAAAGGAGAUGCUGCCCCUGGUCAAGCUGAUGCCAAGCGCAAAAUGUGGAAACUUAAAAGCUUUGGUAGCUUAAGAAACGUAAGCAAGACAGAUGAGGACAACUUUGACUUCCUCGUCGUGUCGAGCACCGGCCAAACGUGGCACUUUGAAGCCCAGAGUGUGGAGGAGAGGGAUUCCUGGGUCCAAGCCAUCGAGAGCCAGAUCCUGGCCAGUCUGCAGCUGUGCGAGAGCAGCAAAAACAAGGCUCGCAGGAACAGCCAGAGCGACGCAGUGGCUCUGCAGGCAAUCCGCAACGCAAAGGGCAACAGCUUCUGUGUGGACUGCGACGCUCCGAAUCCAACCUGGGCCAGUCUGAACCUGGGUGCUCUCAUUUGCAUCGAGUGUUCGGGGAUCCACAGAAACUUGGGGACUCAUCUGACGCGCGUUCGCUCACUGGACCUGGACGAUCUUCCCCGGGAGCUGACGCUGGUUCUCAGCGCCAUCGGCAACCACAUGGUCAACAGCAUAUGGGAGGCGCGCACGCUGGGCCGACGUAAACCGGCACCUGAUGCUUCACGAGAGGAGCGAGAGUCGUGGAUCAGAGCCAAAUAUGAGCAGAAACUGUUUGUGGCACCGUUGCCUCCUCCCACUCCCGGUGAGGGUCCAGACAUCACACUCUCUGGCCGUCUUCUGUUGGCAGUGAUGGAGCACAACCUCCCAAAGCUGCUGCUCCUUUUGGCCCACUGCACUAAGGAGGACAUUAAUGCACCGCUCAGCCUGGCCCUCUCCUCCAGGUCGCUCUUAGCACUGCGACUGCCCGGCUCUGCCUUGCAUGCCGCCUGUCAGCAGGGUGAUGUGGUGAUGACGCAGCUUCUUGUUUGGUAUGGCUGUGAUGUUCGGUACCGCGACGCUCAGGGCCUGACGGCGCUGGCUCUGGCUCGCAGCGCUGGCAGCCAGGAGUGUGUCGACAUCUUGCUACAGUACGGAUGCCCCAAUGAGGCGGCCCCCUCCAUUGCCACGGCAGUCGGCUUCGCAGCAGCCACGACGUCCAGCUUCCCUGUUGCCAUGGCACCGGGUCCCACAGUUGCCACGACACUCAAAAUCUCGCACAAGAGUGGAGGCACCAGCUUGAGCUACAGCACUUCAAGGAGAGCAGUGUCCUAAUGAAAACAUAGUGCAGUAUAAUGAGUAAGUGUAUGUGUGUGUGUGUGUGUGUGUGUGUGUGUGUGUGUGUGUGCUUGGAAUGACUUAACCAAAACAAAAAGAGAACUUUUCCUGGCAACACAUGACAUGGCAUCAGAUUUUAAUAGGAAUGUAUUGCACUGUUUACCAGCUGGUAUGAUUCAUAUUAUACAUCACGCAGUCAAUAUCCUACCGUGUUUAAUUAUCAAAUACCAGUAUAUUCACUCUGUUAACAAUGGAAAUCUGCCUUUUCUCAAAGUGAGCGCCAAGAGCCCAGAGGUAAGAAGACUGCAAUAAGUUUACUAUUUGAUAAACUGACACCUCUAUUUUCUGAUCUGUCUCGCUUGAAAUCUCAGUGUCCGACGCAUCCAUUCUUCUUCCUACCUUUAUAGACCAUGAAUGUCAGUUUUAAAUUCUGUGAGUGUGUGUGUGCGUGUGUGUGUGCGUGUGUGUGAGUGUGCGUGUGCCGUGUUAUGCUCUGCACAGCUGGUUGUUCACUGCAGAAAUAAUGUUUGUGUGGGAAAAAAAUCCUAAACUUUACUGAGGUUGAUUAACAAAGGCUGAUUUAAAGAUAGCUAAAUGAAGUGUAAAGAGAUGAACUGAUAAAAAUAGUAUGAUAUUCUAAAGAAAAAAAAGAAGAAGUGCUCCAUUUUCCAGAUUGCUCUUGUAUGAUUUUGUACAGUUGGUUCCGUGUAUAGAAAACAAAGGGUUACUUAUUGUUGUUCAGAGAUUUACUGCACAGCCUCUCAGUGUGGAUUUUUCUUUGAAAACCACCUGAUUAACACUUUGACAUCCCAGACUGAGAUUUCUGUGUCAUGUCUGUAUCACUGUGUGCGACGUCAACACUGUACCUGACGCUUCAUAACAGCAGCUCAUCUUCGCGGCGGAGCUCAGCGCUCGCCAUGUAAACGGAGGCGUUGGCGUGGCUUGGUCGUGACUGAAUGUAUACAAGGUUUAUUAUUUCCAGCGCUGAGCACUGGUUUCCCAGACAGUGCUGCGCGUUAGAGUGUUUGAUGAGGAAUUAACGCUCCUGCUGUGAUUAAUAGAUCAAAGAAUCUGAUCUAUAAACCCGGGCCAUGAAUGAUUAUUAUUAUUAUUAUAUUUACAAGUGACUAAAAUGGGAGAAAUGAAGGAAUGUUGCCCCAAUUAUUAUUAUUUAUAAAAGGGCAUAAACCUAAACCAUCCUGCAGUACUGUGUGUAUUUUUGUGUUGAUCUGAAGACUCUGCUGCGUGUAUAUGUGUCUGUGAUGUAAUCAUAUGUCUCCAUUUGUAUUUUUAUACUCAUGGAAUGAUUAAUAGGGAAGUCGUUAUCGACACACCGAGGCUGCUACCUAAGCUUUUGUGUUUUAACACGUUUUUGUUUUUCUCUGUGCUGGGGCUCUGAGCAAACAUGUAUACGGUUUAUAUCAAAAUAUGAAUGGAUACAUUUAAACUGUAUGAAUUUGCUGCAGGGAGGUUACGUGAGGCUCCAGCAGAAAAGCAGGCAGAAGGUUUGCUUUGUUUUGUCGUACGUGUACAGGUGGGACUCCUCCUGUGGCCGCUGGCCAUAACUUAACAUUCUUUUUAGCAUUUGAACAUUAAAACUCCUGCAUCAGACCGGCUCUUAUUAAAGGCCCCCACACCAGCUUUAUGGCUUUGACCUACUUUUAUCUGGGUCAAAGUAAUUUCUAUGGAGAGGAGUCAUUUUUAUUCCAUCACACUAUCUCUGAGGUGGUUUCACUUUCACGGCCUCACACUCGUAAAGUGAUGUCUCUGGGCAAACACACACACACACACACGUCAACAACAACAAUAAUAAUAAUAAUAAUAAUAACUCCAAGGCAACAUCAGAAGUGAUGCCAAUAAAUAAAGUGAUGGUUUGAUGAUUUAUAGAUGUUGAUGUUCUGAAACCAUAUUUAAAAAAAUAAAUAACUAUGUAUAUAUAUAUAUAUAUAUAUAUAUAUAUAUGUUAAAAAAGAGGUUUAUGUAUGAAAUGGAACGGUGAUAUUUGAAUGAUAUAUAGACAUAAUAUAGAUGUAUAAUAAAAUAAUUUAGUCCUGAAAAUAUGAAAAUAAAGUGUAGAAAGAUUUACCAUCGAUCACUUCUAAUUUUUUCCAUUGAACAGCACCAUUGAUGAAAAAACAUAAUUCACUGAAUUACUACGUUUGCAGAUUAUACUUUGAUUGAUUUGCGCCACAUACAGUAAACCUGUGUUAAACUCGAGGCAAAAGCUUGGUGUCCCCUGAUCGCCACACACUUUAACAUAUUAAAGAAAUCUAACCGUCUUUACUUGUAUUAAUUUUGCCAUUAAACUGGUUUACUUGUUUAAUUCAAGUUCAGUAAAACCACACUUAGUAUUAAAGUACAAUAAACAAUAAAGUAUUAAAAAAAUGAAUACUCGGCUACUUUUGUGAUUUCACUGCCCUCUAAUGUUAAAAAACAGGCUACUCAAAGGUGGUGGGAGGGGGGCCCCCAAAUCAAAUUCAUCUUAGGCCCCCAUAAAGUCUUGGGCCAACCCUGGUUAAAGUCUACUAUUUUUGGGUGAGCUAUAGGUGCAAAUAAAAUCAAUAUAUUGUUUAUGUGUGUGUAAUAGAUUGCAGUGUAUGAAAAAGGAAAUGCCAGUUGUGUGUUUUCCCCUCCAAACCGACUCCAUCCACUUGUAACAUGCAGUAAAAACCCUCACACACAUCGACCUCAGCUCUGGAACAACUCCAGAGGUUCAUGGAUCACACAUUUGUAAUCAUGAUUGUGAAUGUCUUAUAAAAAAUAAAAACAAAAAUAUUGCAAAGUUUAAUGUUAAUGUUGGACAAAGGUUUAGUGCAAUGGAUACGUUUUUGUUGGGCUUUCUAUGCUUUUUUUUGGAAGUUUACUGCUUGACAUAAUGUGAGUACUGGUGUUUAUCUCGGUCCAUUUUGGACCAUUUUUAUAUGUCAACACAAAACUGCUCUGCGCCGCGUUUGAUAAGAGGAAAAAAAAGAGAGAGACUGAGGGAACACUGGUCCAACAGCAGAGUCUCAUUUCUGUUCUGAGAGAAAAUAAUCUAAGAGUGAAUGAACAAUAAUAACUAGCAGAGAUUAUCACUUUCAUCCUACAAAAUAAAAACAAUGCUGCUGUGA
This is a messenger RNA of Solea senegalensis (Senegalese sole), 7589 nucleotides long. RefSeq names its product arf-GAP with GTPase, ANK repeat and PH domain-containing protein 1-like. NCBI's taxonomy places the organism in Eukaryota, Metazoa, Chordata, Actinopteri, Pleuronectiformes, Soleidae. The coding region runs from base 775 to 4476 and encodes 1233 amino acids. Gene Ontology annotation, cellular component: nucleus. Gene Ontology annotation, molecular function: GTP binding; protein binding; GTPase activator activity. The transcript has 21 exons. The record is from RefSeq and is a predicted model, not a curated record.